Molecule: messenger RNA, 3918 nt
Organism: Sphaerodactylus townsendi
Lineage: Eukaryota; Metazoa; Chordata; Lepidosauria; Squamata; Sphaerodactylidae
Gene: SRPK3
Product: SRSF protein kinase 3
Biological process (GO): protein phosphorylation; regulation of mRNA processing; spliceosomal complex assembly
Molecular function (GO): protein kinase activity; ATP binding
Source: RefSeq, a predicted model, not a curated record
GCAACGGCUGUUGGGAGGGAGUGAGAGGAGGAAGGGGCCGGACUGCGCAGGCGCAAGGGGGUGCCUGUCGAUGGGAUGGAGCUCACUGGGGCUGGGGGGGCCUUGAGCAGCAAAAAAGGGCCAGGGCCAGGGAACGGCCGGGGUAAAAAGAAGAAGCACAAGAAGGAAAAGGCGCCGCCCCCUCCCCAUGCAGAGAGCCAGACUCCGACGGAGCCUGUGAGUCCCUCCUGCUCCGACAACAUUCCACGCACUCCCCCAAUACCCGCCUUGCCCCUUCCUGCUGCAAUUGGCGGUGGGCAGUUGGGAUCAGAUGAUGAGGAACAAGAGGAUCCCCAGGAUUACUGCCGAGGUGGGUAUUAUCCAGUAAAGGUUGGAGACCUAUUCAACGGGCGCUAUCAUGUGGUGCGGAAGCUUGGCUGGGGGCAUUUUUCGACAGUCUGGCUCUGCUGGGAUAUACAGCGGAAGCGUUUUGUGGCUCUCAAGGUGGUGAAGAGCGCCCUGCACUAUACGGAGACGGCCGUAGAUGAAAUAAAGCUUCUGAAAUGUGUGCGGGAUUCAGAUCCCAGUGAUGCCAAGCGUGAGAACAUUGUCCAGCUACUUGAUGACUUCAAGAUCUCGGGGAUAAAUGGUGUCCAUGUCUGCAUGGUCCUUGAGGUUUUAGGGCACCAACUUCUGAAAUGGAUCAUCAAAUCCAAUUACCAAGGGCUUCCUAUCCCCUGUGUAAAGAGUAUCCUACACCAGGUACUGCAGGGCCUUGACUACCUCCACACCAAGUGCAAAAUAAUCCACACAGACAUAAAGCCAGAGAAUAUCCUGCUGUGUGUGGACGAGGGUUACGUGCGGCGCCUGGCAGCUGAGGCAACUCUCUGGCAGCAAGCUGGGGGCCCUCCUCCCUCUGGCUCAGCUGUCAGCUCUGCACCCCAGGAGAUUGUGAACGGGAAGAUGUCCAAGAACAAACGGAAGAAAUUGAAGAGGAAGCAGAAACGGCAGAGCCAGCUCCUGGCCGAACGGCUUCGGGAUCUGCAGCGGCUGGAGGAUCUGGCGACCACAGCAGCAGGGGACGCAAGUGAAUGCGUAGUAGCCCAAGACCCGAGCAAUGGAACUCCUGUCCCUGCCGCAGGAGGAGCAGAGCCCACGGGCGGGUCCUUAGCCUGCAGCCCUCAGAGCCUGACCUCGUCCUCUGGCUUCUACACACACAACGCCUACGACAGCUGCAAUGGCCACUCUCCGCCGGGAACCGCCAGCCGCCACUUCAGCCCCGACUCAGCGACGUCUGGUUUCUCAGGAUCCCUCUUCUCUGGCUCGGCCAUGUCAGGCGUUUCAAACCAGCGGGAGUGCGGAGGGCUGCUGUCCCCCAGCAUCUCUGCUUUCGGAGCCUCCAGAUUCUUGGCCAAUCCCUUGGAUCCCCAAAACGCAGACAAGAUCAGAGUGAAGAUCGCAGAUCUGGGCAAUGCCUGCUGGGUGCACAAACAUUUCACGGAGGACAUUCAGACUCGCCAGUAUCGGGCUCUGGAGGUUCUCAUCGGUGCCGUCUACAACACUCCGGCAGAUAUCUGGAGCACAGCGUGUAUGGCCUUUGAGCUGGCAACUGGUGAUUAUCUCUUUGAGCCACACUCGGGUGAGGAUUAUACCAGGGACGAAGAUCAUAUCGCCCACAUUGUCGAGUUGCUGGGCGAUAUCCCUCCACACUUUGCUCUUUCGGGGCGCUAUUCCCGCGAGUAUUUCAACCGACGGGGAGAGCUUCGCCAUAUUAAGAACCUGAAGCACUGGGGCUUGUAUGAGGUCCCUCGACGCACGCCCCUGGAACAAGCGGCCCAGUUUACGGACUUCCUCUUGCCCAUGAUGGAGUACAUCCCCGAAGAGCCAACGGCCUCGCAGUGUCUUCAGCACCCGUGGCUCAAUUCCUAGGGCCUGGUGUAACCUUGACAGAUGGACCGACCACCAAACGCAAAGGGACUCCAUCGAGUGUGGACUUCCCUGUCACAGAGCCUGGUCCCAUGAUGGGCGUAACGGAGGAAGGCCCAUCUCUUCCCUCCUAAGUGGAGGGCAUUCCCAAGAUUGCUUCAAGGUCAGUUCCCAGCGGGUUAAGCCAGGAAGUGGACAGAAGCCCAGUUUUUUGCUCUGGCCAUUGCUGAAGCACAGCCGAGAGGUUUCUUUUCUCUGUUAUUUUCCCGAAAGGUUCCUUUUUUCGGAGUUAUUUUCUCCGUGCCCCACUGAAGGAUGUUUAUGACUUUUGAAAUUAGCCUUGGCCUUCUUUACAACUCUCUGCCCUAAGAAAUAAGACUCCCAGCCUUCCUAACUCCAGCAGGCAAGAAAACAGAUGUGUACCCUUAUGAGGACAGUUUCACAGGACUCUCAUGUGUGGUUGUGAUACAGGCUGAAUGCAUGGGUGAGAUUUGGAUGAUGAACUGGAGGAUGUGUCUGAAUGUUAGACACCGGAAAAUGGCGAUGGAAGUUUUUCGCUUGAGUGCAUGGCCUUUCUGGAGAAGCAUCGCAAAUGCGUACUCCUUCCCAAUUGUGCUUCCAUGCCAUGGAAUGAGACCUUUUUGAGCUACAGAAAUCAUAUGCAAAGCGAAUGAACUUAUGCAAAGUUACCUGGUUUUGAUGUGGCAGUGUGGUGAUGGAACAAGUUGGGGGGAGAAGAGUUGGGGAGUUGGGGGGGGGAGACAAAUAGGGUUCCCAACAGAGAAAGCAACUGAUGUUUUCUAUAGGAAAGUGGAAAGGAAGAAUUCUCAUUGUGAGUUGGUUAGCACUGGGUAGCUGAGGUUUCUGUGCUUGCAAAAACUUGUUUGGUGAAUUCUACUGAAACGUGAUUGCUGGAUAAACCAGGGCAGUUAUCAGAGAGUUUUUAUUUUAAGUCCUGCUUUAUCCCCUGGGCUGUUCCAAGUUCACCCUAAGUUGCAAGAAGUUGGUCAGAACCGAGCUUCCACAAAAAUCAACACUUGUUCUUUAAAAAGCAAGCGUUUACCCUUAAUUGAUCAGGAAAUAUUUCUGCAUAAGGACAGUUUGUAAGACAAGCCCUUCCAGAACAGAACUUUUAUUUCCUGUAAGCGGUUCCUCCGCUUUCAUUAUUUUCCCUCCAUUUCCAUUAUCACUAGUUCUGGACCUCAGUUUUUGAGAGGAACACAAUAUUACCGUAAGUAUUUUGCAUAAUUUAUUUCAACCCCAAUCCUAGUUGGGAAAAAAGAUGCCGGAAGCCAGAUCAUGUGAAUGUGUAUCUGUAAAAAAUUUAUUCUCCGUCUGGGUUUUCCCCCCUUUUUUUCCCGCUGGUGGAUGUUUCGAUGCUGCUGAAGCGUUUGCUGUCUUGAGGCCCUGUUGCCCCUGUCUUUCGACACUUUAGCACCCUUUCUGGACUCUAAAGCAGAGCAAAUGGCUGUUUCAGAGAGCUUGGCUUAGGUGAACCAAAUGGCCAUGCUGGUGGUUUGCCACUGGUGAAAAAAAUGUUUUAGUUGUUCAUGAUGAAGGACCGAAUGGAGGAGCUAAAUUGCGAUACCCCUCCAGCCAAUUCCCCAGAAGCAAAGGAGGAAUCGACAGUGUAAAGACCUGCCCUAUCUGGGUUUAAGCCCAGUAUUCCGAGCUCUCUCUUCUACUGGGAGAGUUAGGACUGGACCCUAGUUUAGAAGCCUGUGGGAAGGGAAAGCAGGGGGUGGUCUCUAUGGGUGAAGCCUACACCUCUUGGGUGUGUGAAACAUCCAUGAGGCCUCUCUUGAAACCAAAACUGUAACACAGCCGAGCGUAAGAAGAGUGACAAUAUUAGUUCCUUGCAUUCCUCUUGAUUUAGAAGCUGGGGCUUUCCCUUCUAGCUGGGGCCCAUGUUUGCCAGGGUGGAGGAACGUGUGUGUAUGCUUGUGUGUGUGCAUUUGGAAUGCCCUGUGCUGUUUGGCAGGGAACUGAAUACAACUUUUCAUUAAAAUGUUU